This is a messenger RNA of Metarhizium brunneum ARSEF 3297, 912 nucleotides long. RefSeq lists its product as uncharacterized. The record is from RefSeq and is a predicted model, not a curated record. NCBI's taxonomy places the organism in Eukaryota, Fungi, Ascomycota, Sordariomycetes, Hypocreales, Clavicipitaceae.
AUGUGGUCGGCCGGAUUCAUCGCACUAGUAUUCUACGUCUUCCUCGGCGCGAACCUGUUCUCUCGCCGGUCGCCGUAUUUCCACGACCGCGGAGCACCGCCAGCCGGCGCCUGGGCAGAUGGACCACUGAAGCUAGUCGAUACUCCGUGGACGCUGCACCAAAAGAACGACCUCUUCACCACGGCGGCCACGCACAUGGCGCUCCUGCACAACGCCAUCGUCCGCGGCUACAACUCCAUCUACCUGCAGGCGCCGCACGUCCGGGGCGACGACGUGCCCGACUUUGCGGCGUACGCCCUGACGUGGCACAAGUUCCUGGUGUCGCACCACGACGACGAGGAGGACAAGCUGUUCCCGGACAUGGCCGGGAUACUCAGGGACGACGGGAUCUGGGGCAACAUGACGCAGGAGCACGAAUCCUUCCUGCCGGGGCUCGCUGCCUUCCAGGCACUCCUCAACACCACCGACGCGACGGCGUAUGACGCCGGGGCCCUCCGCGGGGUCAUGGACUCGUUUGCGGCGGACCUCUCGGCGCACCUGCACAAUGAGGUGGCCGUCAUGGCGGCCAUGGCGGCGCACGAGAACGCGCCGGCGCGGGAGUCUCUCCGGGGCGCGCUGGCGGGCGACAUGCUCAAGGCGUGGGGGAAGAACACCGUCACAAAGGCCGGGUACGUCGACGUGCUGCCGUUCUUCCUGCUCAACACGGACCGGACGUUUGAGGGCGGCGUGUGGAGGAACUGGCCGCGCAUGCCCGAGGCCGUUCGGUGGAGUAUGGUGAAUCUGGUGGGGAUGAGGCACGGCCCGCGCUGGAGGUUUUCGAGCUGCGAUGCUGCCGGGCGGCCGAGGGAGCUGUUUGCUUUGAAGGCCUUGAGAGAGGAGAAGGAGAGGGAGAAGGAGAGAUCUGAGUUGUAG